CUGGAACAGAGACCACGCUGCUCUUUGUAUCUCGCUCUGUCUCACUCCAGUCUCCGGUCAGUCUUCUAGUAUGAAUCUCCGUAAUCCUUUCGGUUUUCUGUACGAUUUACCAGCACAACAUCUUCAUCGAAUCAUUUUUAUAAAGAAAAAUUAGAAGAGAAAAAGUAAAGAACGUCGAUGGAUAAUGGGUCGAUGGAUUCUGGGUCUCAUGGUCAUGAAGGAUCUGCAGCAUCUUCUUCAAAUUUAUCGGCUUUAGCCCCACCUUUUACGGUUGUGACAAAACCCAUUGUAAGCCCGCUUGGGGAUUGGACUGAAUUCUCUUAUGGUGUUCCCUUGAGUUCUUCUCUGCACAAUUGGCUCCCUUCCGACUAUCCUGAUUCUGGACUUGGUUUAUAUUCAAACCACGCUACAGAAUACGAUCCGAUGCUUUCAUCGGAUGCAUAUGGUUACGGUGCCUCUCAUGAUAUUCAUUCACCCUAUACCCACUCGUCUUCAGUGAACCCUAUCGCCUCGGUUUCGGUCGAUGGCGUGGCAACUAGUACUGUUGAAGCCCAGCUAUAUUAUCCCUCAUAUAUCCCGCUCCCAAUUGAAGACCAUGAUCCUAUGGUGUUUCCAGAUGAAACUAGUUAUGAUUUGUCAUCGAGUUCCCAUGUUGUCACCUUGGAUGGGUCCUCCUCCAAGAACGAUCAUACUCAAUGUGGUUGCCACCUUGAAGGGGGUUUCUGCUCAAAGGAGUUGACUGUAUCUGGUUCGUCCUCCGUUUUCAUGAAUGAUGCGAACCUAGGAGCUCAAGCCUCCAAAGGUUCAUACACAUGUGAAGAAGGUUCCAAUAUCAUUGAUAUGUUGGAUCAGGAAAAGCACAGUGGAUGUUCAAAUAUGGAAUGGCCUAGCAAUAAAUCCUUCCCAGUCAACAAUCUGCCAACCAUGCCCAUUGAUUAUUCAAAAACAUCUACCAUAGGUGCCCCUUCGCUACUUCUAGAAAACCCACCUAAAAAACCCUCCUUUGAAGAAGUCACAAAGAUGUACGAACGUCAAGUGCCAUGCAUUGCUUCAUAUGAGAAACACACUAGGCAUUGUAAUGCUAGUAUGAGCGGCAGUGCAUACUUCUACAGGUCUGCACCGGAUGUCGACACCAGCAUGUCUGCACCAAAUACAGGUGCCCCUUCGCUACUUCUAGAAAAGCCUCAUAAAAAGUACUCCUUUGAAGAAAUCACACAGAUGUACGAACGUCAAGUGCCAUGCAUUGCUUCACAUGAGAAACACAUUAGGCAUUGUAAUGCUAGUAUGAGUGGCAGUGCAUCAUGCGUGACAUCUUCUCCUUCACUUGUCAUUAGACCUCCAGAUGUCGACACCAGCAUGUCUGCACCAAAUACAGGUCCACUUGAGGAUAUGAAUUUUGGGACCGAUAUGACUGAUCCAAAUGUUUGUGGUAAUAGUCCCUCCUACGUAAAUGAGUCCUUUCCCUUGUUAGGCUCUAAAAACAAAGUUCGGUUUGAUACAAGCCAACUCAGAAUGCACCUAGACACAAAUGAUUCUAUUAGUAUGGAAUCAUUAUCAUUAAAAAAUGAAGAGCUUUCAAAGAAGAAAGAAAUUUCUGAGGAUGCCUUGGAUCAAGUCUUUAAACCAAAAUCUGGAUUUCAAAUAUCUCGUACAAGUUCAGAUGGCUUCAAUUUGACACUUGAUCCUAUUGAGAAUUCUUCUGAGAGCUUAGAUUAUUAUAACCCUGUUGUGGACUCACCAUGCUGGAAAGGAGCUCCAGUUAUUUGUUUUCCUCAAUUUGAAGCUUCUGAAGCCAUCGGUUCUCAAUAUAUGAGAAAAAUAGAAUCAUGUAGUAGUUCUGAUUGUCAGGUGCCUAAGGUCUUCCCUCUUGCCAUUGAUGAUGCAGUAAAAUUCUCAUCUCAAAAUCCAAAUGAGAAGACAAUGUAUGUGGGAAGAGGCCUAGCGCCUGCUCCAAAGGGGCCUUCAGAUGCUAACUCAUUAUUCAGAGAUCCCAGAUCUGAUGGUUCUUUAAAUGCAAAUGAUGGAUCCUUUCUUUCAAAAUCAUGCUACGACUACACAGUUCAACAUACUGAUAGCAUUUGUGAACCAUGGGAAGACCAUGCCUUGCCCAGCAUGUCCACAGUUGGUUCAGACUUAACACUUUCCCUCACCAGGCAGCAAAAUUUUGAAUCAAGCAAAAUGAUUCCUGAAAAGCACUCAUCAGAGACUUGUGUUGAAGAUCCUGGAUCUAGUAUCAGUGAUGCUACAAGUUCACUUGAUGUGUCUUUCUAUUCCUCUGGAUAUGGCCUGUCUUCAUCAUCUUCAGCAGAAGAUUCUUCUGCUAAGCUUACCGAACUGCAUGAGCCAGAUUCAACCCCAAAAAUAGAUGUCCAGAUGCUGAUUAAUAUAAUGCGUAACAUGUCUGACUUGCUUCUAUUUUACUCUUCAAAUGAUUCACUUGAACUGAAGGAUGGAGACUGUGAGGUCCUUAAGGAUGUCAUCUUUAAUCUCCAUCGAUGUAUAUUAAAGGACGGUGAACAAAUGACUGCAACACGAGAAUCAAUAUUUCCGCAGCAAGGCACAAGUCAAUAUCUUGAAGAUUUACCAAAGCUUCCGAAGGAAGUGAAUGUAGACAGGCCUAGAGUGACAAAAGAAGCAGCUGUUAUCACUCGGGAUCAGCUUGAGCAUAAGGGUCUUCACGAGGAAAAGCAUCAUAAUAUUGGUUCUGGUAAUAAAAUGGAGAUGAUAUCAGAUUUUGUUUCUGUGAAGGGUGGUGCCAACAUGGUGGAAAAAGAUAACAUGACGCAGGCUAUUAUGAAGGUUCUCAGUGAGAAUUGUGAUCAUGAGGAAGAAAUGCAGCCAAAUGGCUUCUUGUAUAAAACUUUGUGGCUAGAAGCAGAAGCUGAAUUAUGUUCCAUCAACUAUAAGGCUCGCUAUAAUCGUAUGAGGAUUGAGAUGGAGAAAUCUGAGUUGCACGAGGCAAAAGUAAAUACCCUGGAUGUGGAGAAAAGACUAAGAUCCAAGGCUUACUGUGAUUUAAACGCGGUUGACAAAUUAAUACCUAAGGCCAAGGUUGGCCCUUACUCUGGUAUUUCCAUCCAGGAUACCCCUUCCAUGCAGCAUGUUAUGGCUAGAUAUGGUAUUCUAAAACACCGGAUUGACCACUCAAAUUCCGCUACUACUUUAGAGGAAGCAUCAAGCUCAAAAGCGUAUCCUGAGUUGAACAAGGUUGACCAAUUGACACCUGAAACAGCUCAAGCAAAGUGUCCAGCCCAUGAUAUGUCCAUCCAGACUUCUCCUAUCAUCAGCCCAACCUGCCAUGCAAAUGAUGUUAUGGCUAGAUUUAAUAUUCUAAAAGGCCAAGGUGGCUGCAUAAAUCCUAUCAAAGCUACAAAUGUAGAGGAACCACCGACCUCAAGUGUUUCUCCUCUUUUGAAUGAGGUUAAGAAAGACACCCUGAUCCCAGAUAUUUCCAUCCAGAAUUCUCCCAUUUCAACCAGAAGCCCCAACACAGAUGACGUUGAGGAUUUCAUCAUGACCAGAUUCCAUAUCCUUAAGUGCAGGGAUGACAACUCGAGAUCCAUGGAUGUGAAAAGGCAAGAAACGACAGAGGUGUUUCAUCUUGGGUUUUCAGGUGAGAAAAACCACCAGCCAAUUAGUAGUGAGAGGUCAGAGGAUGGAAGUGUGGAUGUAAAAUUGGGACCAGUCUUGCAGCAUUGCACUGCCAACAGUCCUGAAGACAAGUUAACAGUGAAGGAGUUUCAUCUUCGUGAGGUUGAUCCAACGGUCCAAUCUCGCCACUCCAACAGGCUUGGGGAUCCACUUGCCGCAGGUUGGUAUGAUAGCAGUUCAUCAGAUUGGGAACAUGUAACGGAGGAGGAGCUUAUGGGUUAGACCUGUUAAGCUCAAGUUGGACCUUAAUGUUCCUUUGGUAAAGGGUUUCAUAUUUUCUGAAAGAAAGCCAUGCAGUUUCUUUGUAAUAUAACAUGGGACUUACUUUCACAACAGUAUAUAUGACUGCUCUUUGAACUUAGCCUUUAAACAUAAUCUGGAUUUUUAGAA
Molecule: messenger RNA, 4041 nt
Organism: Juglans microcarpa x Juglans regia
Lineage: Eukaryota; Viridiplantae; Streptophyta; Magnoliopsida; Fagales; Juglandaceae
Exons: 6
Coding region: 178-3873 (1231 amino acids)
Source: RefSeq, a predicted model, not a curated record